CUUUGUUUUGAUUGGUUUAGCAAGGCACUGAAACAGAAAGUUGAAAAAAUAAAAAAAUAUUUAUUGUUUGAUACUUCGGGGCUACCUGUGAAAUCAUUGUGUGGAAAAGGCUGCCGUGGAAAAUAAGUCGUUAAAUAGAGAACACCAUUUUACAAUUCAGAGUGUAAAAAUGGCUACACAGAUUGCUGAUUUAACAGAUGAUGAAUUAAGGGAACAACUGAUAGAAUAUGGUGUCAAUGUUGGACCAAUUGUUUCUUCUACAAGAUUAUUUUAUGAGAAGAAAUUGAGCAAAGUGAUAGCUGCAGGAGGUGUUCCCCCACAUUCUGAGACAGAAGAAUCUGAGGAAGAGGAGGACGAAGAAGAAGUAGAAGAGGAAGAAGUACAGUUUAAUUACAGACAACAUACACAGAGUGUGCCAAGACCAGCUCCCGGUCCCCAAUAUACUAGUACACCUGUUACACAGAAUCAGAGUUAUACACCGGUGACACAGGCCAGAGUAGCCACCCCAACAACAGCUACACGCAGAAAUGUGCCAAGUCAACAAGGUGAUGGACCCACAAGUGCAACUAAACCCAAGACAACAGAGAAACAGAGUAAAGGGGGCAUCUCUAUGUGGAUUAAACUACUGUUUGUAGUUAUCGUAGCAUUUCUUGUUUAUUUGGUAAUUAUCAACAUGAACCCUUCAGCAGAAAAUAAAAUACCAUUGACUUUCGAUGAUUCUGUGUGAAAAACAAUAAUUCAGCUUUUAUGAGAUUUUGUUAAAACAAAGAACGUAAUUUAUCAGUGAAUGGGAGUUUUUCUUGAAUGCAUUGUUAUGUGACCAUAAUGCUAUUCUGCAUUUUUUUCCUCCUGUGUGCUGCUUGCCAUUAAUAGAUAUGUAUUAAUAUUUAGUAGGACUGCAACAAUUUAGGUUGCCUUAGGUUCAAUAUCGGUUAUGACCUCAAUUUUUGAAAAUUGAUAGGAAUAUCUAUAUCAUAAUAAGUUUUAAAUAUCUGAAUUUGAUGAGAUGAUAUAAGUUCUAUUGCUGUUAUAAAAGAUUGCUUUUAAUUGUAUGCCCUGUAUUUGCUUUGUUAAGAAAUUUUAUAGUCAAACUUCUUGUUGAAUACUGCUUUAGCAGGUGCUAGGGGGCGUGGACGGUAACUUGCAUUUCCAUUACCAUUCAUGAACAAGCUCAAUCAAACUGAGCCUGCAACAUUUUCAAUUUUGUCUUUUUGUGCAUUUUUUAGGGAUUCUUUAUUUUUCUCUAUUCUUAAUCACUUAUAUAUCCUGCAGCUUAUCAAUUUCUCUGAUUUAGGGACCAAAUAUAUCUAAUUUAUUUGAUUUGACAGUUGUUUUGUUUUUUUUUGUCAUUCUUAUUAAUGUGUAAAUCUUGAUUUUAUAAAAAUGUGUAAUCUGUACAUGUAUAAUAAUUCAGAAUGAUCAAGCUAAGCUACUUUCAAUGACUUAGAUUCAACAUUCACUGGUAUAGAUGGAAAAAAGUGCUGAAAUAUUUUUGUUUUGUUAUUGUUGCUUGCAAGAGUUUCUUUAAUGUGUUUUAUAAUUUGAAGGAUUUUGAUGUCAUUUUUGAUUAAUUUUACAUAUAUGUUGUUGUUUUUUUUAUAAUUUCUGCCUGUAUUAGAUGAUUGAAGGAAGAUUUUGUACUCUUUAAGAUAUCUUCUUGCUUAUGCAGUUCUAAAUUAGUAUUUGCUUUGAAUAGAGGACAUUGAUAAUGAAUUAAGCAAAGUGCCAUAAUUUAUCUCAUUAAUGCUCACAUAGUUUUGUUAUUAGUCCACAACUAAACAUAGCCUGCAGUCUUUACAAGAAGCAUUUUGUCCUGUUGUAUCAUAUCAAAUUUCAAUCGCUUCUUUUACAGAUACACCUUUUUCAGUCAGAGAGUUCCCCAAAUUCUGUAUAAUUUAAUUGAAUAAUAUUACCUGUCUUUUGGGGCAGAGGCAAAAGCUUUGUUUAUGUCCUGUAUACCUUGAAUAUCAUUUUUUACCUUUUUUGGGCAGCUUCUUCGACAAUGACAAAAUUUAUUUGCUUUUUGGCUUCCAGUCCACGCAAAAAAUAUAUUACACAACAUAUUUACAGAGCAUAGUAUGCACUAUCUAAGCACAUUGGUGGCAAUAAUAUCAUCUAACAGUAAUUCUGGUAGCUUUAGGUUACAGCACAUAUAGUAGUUUUUUGUGAUUCAGAGCCUUAGAUCUUAUAUACAUGAAGUGAAUAAUCUGUACACUACAGUAUACAUGAAUAUUUUCUGAAUGAUUAUUACCAUAUAUAACUUGUUUAGGACUUUCAUAUGUAACUCAAAAUUUAUAUGUUAACUAAACAUUGUAAACUGAAAUAUUCAUAUGUAACUUGUUUAGGACUUUCAUACAGCUAUUUGAAUGUUGAGUUACAUAAACAUUGUAAAUGAAAA
Molecule: messenger RNA, 2398 nt
Organism: Ruditapes philippinarum (Manila clam)
Lineage: Eukaryota; Metazoa; Mollusca; Bivalvia; Venerida; Veneridae
Product: emerin homolog 1-like
Exons: 6
Coding region: 170-727 (185 amino acids)
Source: RefSeq, a predicted model, not a curated record